AUGCGUUGGGGGAUGGUGCAAUUUGCUGUUCUUACUGUCACCAUUUACGCUCUAAUCUUCAGAGUCGCGAGAACGCCUCCGGUGGAAGAGUCUCCGAUGGCCAGGAUUGGACAUGAGCGCAGAAAACGCCGCUUCAAGUUCCCUCGUCCGUUUGUAGAAGUUAAAGUCGGCAUGGGCAAAGCAUCUGCAAAGAAACGGUUCAAUCUUGUUCGCUGCUGGAAUCUUGAAGAAAACGAUUUCCUCAGAACACCAACUGGAUAA
This is a messenger RNA of Haemonchus placei, 261 nucleotides long. NCBI's taxonomy places the organism in Eukaryota, Metazoa, Nematoda, Chromadorea, Rhabditida, Trichostrongylidae. The record is from the annotation of a GenBank genome assembly.